This is a messenger RNA of Epinephelus fuscoguttatus (brown-marbled grouper), 3210 nucleotides long. RefSeq names its product centromere protein T (gene cenpt). Bases 235 to 2880 code for a protein of 881 amino acids. Lineage: Eukaryota; Metazoa; Chordata; Actinopteri; Perciformes; Serranidae. The transcript is spliced from 13 exons. Gene Ontology annotation, biological process: chromosome segregation; mitotic cell cycle; kinetochore assembly. Gene Ontology annotation, cellular component: kinetochore. The record is from RefSeq and is a predicted model, not a curated record. Gene Ontology annotation, molecular function: DNA binding; protein heterodimerization activity.
GCGUGAGGAAUCAAUCCGUUGAAAGCACGGAGACAUUAGUCAACACAGGGUAAAUAUGUUGAACUAGAUAAAAAUUGUGAUGAAUGACACUGUCCUCGGCUCAGCUCCGUUUGUUGGACUCAACUAACCGUUAUCACGGUUAACGCUACUGUGUUUCGUUCGCGAAUUUUAGCUAAACGUUAGCUUUUAACUAACCUCAGCUAACCAGCUGACUGUCUCAGCUCGGCUUGGUAAAUGGAUCCCACGGAGGACUUGUCUGCUCGGGUCCUGCUGACAAAUAUUCUCAGCACCGAGACACCCAGGACUCCCAUCACCCGCAGUGCCUCCAAAACACAGAGAAGCAGCACGACCAGAAGCAGCAACAGACUGAGCAAGAAAGAUGCUGGUGCCCAAACCCCACAGGACAUUCUUAGACGCAGCCUGAGACAUAAAUUACGAGAGAGUAUAACCAGGCAAUCCCUGCCUGCUCCUAAAAGGAGGACUGCCUCAGUCGUGCUCAGAAAAAUAAACACACCAGCCACAACCUCAGUGCUGUUUGAUGAUGCAGACACACCGAGGCACAUACUUGGGAACAUCCUGCGGACAGAGCCUGCAAAGUCUCCUGUGGUUCAUGAGAUAGCUGCGCCAGAGGAGCCCGAGCCAUCAUCAGACGACUCCAACACUACGAGGAAGCGUCCUAGUAUUGAGCUGUCAGGGUUGGACUUGCCUGAUCUAACUAUUGGCAAUGUAGUGAGUACCGCAAAGGGACUGAGCAGGAAGAGACCACGUCGGAGCCUUAAUGUGACAGCUUUUGAAAAACGUCUUAAAGAUGGAGAAGAUGUUGAGGAGGAAAAUGAAGAAUCAACAGAUGACCAUUCGUCACUGUCUUUGUCAAGUUCCACUUCUCUGAGUCUAAAAACACCCUUUGUGGACGUUCGGACUGAGAAGAAGGGCCUGCAGAGAAGAGUUUCUAACCGUCGAAAAAUCACAGUAGAAGAAUUUGGUGCUGCUGUGAAUAAACGGGAGAUGGGAGGAGUGAGCAGUUUUAUGCAGGUGGAGCGUGGCCUCAGUGAGACCGCCCACUCUGAGGGCUUCACUUUGGGCCUGAGCAAACUCAGUGAACCUGACAUCACGACCGAUAUCCUCCACUGCAACACGGCUCUCUAUGCCCAGCCUGAUGCCAUGACCUCCAGCUUUUCCAUUGUCGCAACUCAGGACAAACUGACGGUGAUGGCGUCUCAGCUACAGAGGCAGAUGGAGCAGGAGGAGCAGAUGGAGGUAGAGCAGAGCGAGCCAGGGAAAGAGAAGUCGAUGUAUGCAUUUCCAACCGAAGAGGGGGCUGAACCUCAGAGUGAAGAACGUUUUACGGAUACAGAUGCAGCAGAAUCUCAAAAGGAGGGAGAGAAAAGUACAGCUGAGCACCGUGUGAAUGAACGGGAUGUUAGAGGUGAGUCUGAGGAAGAGGAGGAUGGGGUAGAAGCUCAAACAGAGGAGGAAGAUGCAGCUGAUGCUCACACUGAAGAUGACGCUACAGCCAGGUCUCAGUCUGAUGAAGCUGAGGCUGCAGCAGAGCCUCAAACAGAAGAAGAGGAAGAUGCAGCUGACUCUCAAACUGAAGGAGAGCAAGGUGGAGUUGACUCCCAGCCUGAAGAGGAUGUUGCCGCCAUGUCUCAGUCUGAGGAAGAGGAGGUUGCAGCAGACUCCCAAACUGAAGAGGAAGAAGGUGCAGUUGACUCCCAAACUGAAGAAGAGGAAGGAGGAGCAGUUGACUCCCAAACUGAAGAAGAGGAAGAAGGUGCAGUUGACUCUCAGUCUGAAGAAGAGGAGGAAGGUGCUGUCGAUAAUCAGUCUGAGCAGGACAUUGCAGAAAAUCAAAGUGAUCAAGAGGAUCCUGCAGCUACAUCUCAAUCUGAGGAAGAGGGUGAUUUGGCUGAUUCUCAACCUGAGGAUGAGCAUGAUGGGGAACUGGAGGAGGAAGAUGGUGAGCAGCCACCAGAACAGCUGGAACACAUCAGUCGAAGGGCUCAACGCUCUGAGGGUGGACUCAUUGUGCCCGUCACAGAGGCAGAGGGAGAUUUGGCAGACGCCACAGAGACAGGAUGGUCCGAUGGCAAGUCCAAAGCACACAGCAGCCUGGGAAUGGGAGACCAUGAGGGCGACCAGCUUCAUAUUGAGGUCCCUGACUUGUCCGAGUCCUCAACCCCGAGACACACCGACGCUUCCUACACAGAGGCCGAGCCCGACGCUGAUAAAGAGGACUCCUUUAAACUUCCAGAGGUGACGCCAGAUAUUGAAGACAGUGGGCACCUAAGUGAUGAUUCACCUGAGGAAGCUGCUGCUCAGGAUCCUGCUGAACAGGAGGAAGAGGAGUGGGAGGAUGAAGAUGAUGAGAAUGGUGAGCUCCCCAGCAAGACUCCAGCAUUUGUCAAACAGAAGAGGAACUUUCUCCAGGCUGAUCCUCAGGCCUCACCCUCUGUGUUAAAGAAUAUUCAAGCCAGCAGCAGCACAGGUGACGCUUCUCCUGCACCUAAGCCAAAGCAAGUGAGACAGAGGAGGAGAGGCCCGGCUAAAAAGGAGGCAGGCCUUCCAAAGAGCUACCUAAUGGCCGUGUUCAAGCACUUUGCCAAAACGAAGGUGUCAGCAGAUGUGUACCCUGUCCUACAAGACAUAAUGGAUAAAUACUUCGGCCGGCUGGCUGAGGACUUGGAGACGUAUGCUGUUCAUGCAAAAAGAAAAACAAUAGAGGCUGAAGAUGCUGAGCUGCUGUUGAAAAGGCAGGGUUACGUGAACGACAGGGUACCAGUGGAAGUGCUCAUUGAAAAAUAUCUUCGCAUGGACCAGCGCAAACUCCUCAUCCCCAUAGCAACCAGCGGGAAUGUUGUCAUCCCUAAAAAGAGAUGAAUAUUUUAUUUACAGCUUCAUUUUGUCGCUACACAUUUGACCUACACUGCGUUUGAUUUGGAUGAGUGAUGUCAGAAUAUAAAUGUUUCUGUAAAUGUGUAAAUAGUUGUUAUUAUUAUCUUUAUUACUGUACUGUGUGGGGUCGAGUGUGAGUAUAUAUCUGUAAAUAAUAAAGCACUGGUUGGUUGACAACAGUGCUUUAUUAUCAGUUCAAUGGUGUUCAUUAUGUCUUAAGUUUCUGAUAAUGACUUUAGUUGUUCUCUUAUCUCAGACCUGUCAGGAUGUUACAUAUCUUGAGAUGCUUCGGCAGAAACUUCCGCCUUCCUCAGA